Molecule: messenger RNA, 1584 nt
Organism: Symbiodinium pilosum
Lineage: Eukaryota; Dinophyceae; Suessiales; Symbiodiniaceae
Source: the annotation of a GenBank genome assembly
AUGGCGCUGGCAAUUAAAGAUAAAGUGGUACUUGUCACAGGCGGAGCCCGCGGCAUUGGCGCGGGCAUUGUCGCCACCUUAAGUGACGCCGGUGCUCGGAUCAUGGUUGCCGACAUCGGCAUCCAGAACAGUUCCGCUAACGAGUGGAAUUACGCACUGGCAGGUGAAGACGAGAUCGAUCAGCUGCGCAAGCGCCACCCACAGAUUGGAACCUGCCACGUAGACGUCACAGACCCUGAGAGCUGUGUGGCAGCCGUGCAGACAACUGUCGAUCAGUUCGGUCAACUGGACGUUCUGAUCAACAACGCAGGUAUUGUCGACAGCGGCCCUAUUGAAACCUUCAAGGUAGACGUCUGGGACAAAAUAUUUGCGGUGAACAGCAAAGGCAUUUUCCUGAUGGCACAGGCUGCCCUGCCUCAUCUGCGUAAAACAGAGAACCCCUGCAUCGUCAACACAGCGUCUAUAGCGGGCAAACAGGGAUAUCCCAACAUGGCGGCUUACUGCGGCUCAAAAUUUGCCGCCAUCGGCAUCACCCAGUCACUUGCAGCAGAACUCGCGCCGCAAAACAUCAGGGUCAACGCAAUCUGUCCGGGCAUGGUUGGCACUGCCAUGUGGCUGGAGCACCUGUUACCCAGCAAUGCAACCAGUGACAGUCAGAAAGAAGCGGAAUUUACUGAAAGCAUGGCGCAGACCAUUCCUCUGGGCCGACCACAAACCCCUGAAGAUAUGGGGGAUGCGGUCCUGUACCUGAUCAACGCGGUAAAUGUCAAUGCAAUAGCUUUGACCUGGUACAAAGACCCCCUGCUGUACUUUCUGCUGAUCGGCGCAGCCAUCUAUGCGCUGUCGCUAUGGGCGCUGGGAGAGGAUGAAGCGUACCAGAUUGUUGUCGGCAAACAGGAUCUGCAACGCCUGAAUGAUCAAUGGUCCAUGCAGAUGCGACGCCCACCCUCGGAACAGGAACUUGCCGGGCUGGUUGAACAGUUCAUCAAAGAAGAGAUUUAUUAUCGAGAAGCCAUGCGCCUGGGACUGGACGCCAACGAUACGAUUGUGCGCCGCCGUAUGGUGCAGAAGCUGACCUUUCUGACAGAAGACAUUGCCACGUCGGCAACCUUCUCUGACGCUGACCUGCAGAAUUUCUACAACGACCAUCUCGAUAAUUAUCGGCUGGCCGAGCGCUUCAGCUUCAAACAUCGCUACUUUUCUGUGGACCGUCGCGCCGAUGCCCGUGCUGACGCAGCCGAAGCGUUACAGAACCCUGCGAUCGGCGGCGAUCCGUUUAUGCUGCAACGCGAAUACGCGUUGCGAUCAGAACGUGAAGUAGGUGAUCUGUUCGGACGCGAUUUUGCUGCCACACUUGCAACACUUACCCCAGACGAAGCAUGGCAGGGGCCUGUGCAAUCUGCUUACGGGUGGCAUUUGGUGCUGUUGAUCAACAGAGCACCAGCAACCGUACAGGCUUUUGCCGAUGUCCGAGAGCGCGUUCUGAAUGACGCCCAGCAGGCCGCACGUGAUACCGCCAAUACCCGCUAUUAUGAAGAUCUCCGCAGUCAGUACAGUAUUGUUCACGCUGAUGCGGACAAUUAG